AUGUCCGCAGAGUUCCGAAGGAAAGGAGUCAACGUAAUGCUAGGUCCAGUGGUCGGAGCACUUGGAAGAGUAGCCCAAGGCGGCAGGAAUUGGGAAGGCUUCAGUAAUGAUCCAGAUCUUGCUAGUAGUCUCGCGUAUGAUAUGGUCAAGGGCAUUCAGGGUACUGGCGUCAUCGCAUCAGUGAAACAUUUCAUUGCCAAUGAGCAAGAAACAAAUCGCAAUGCUAUGUGA
This is a messenger RNA of Glarea lozoyensis ATCC 20868, 231 nucleotides long. RefSeq names its product (Trans)glycosidase. Gene Ontology annotation, molecular function: beta-glucosidase activity. The record is from RefSeq and is a predicted model, not a curated record. The transcript has 2 exons. Gene Ontology annotation, biological process: glucan catabolic process. The coding region runs from base 1 to 231 and encodes 76 amino acids. Lineage: Eukaryota; Fungi; Ascomycota; Leotiomycetes; Helotiales; Helotiaceae.